Molecule: messenger RNA, 1008 nt
Organism: Mollisia scopiformis
Lineage: Eukaryota; Fungi; Ascomycota; Leotiomycetes; Helotiales; Mollisiaceae
Product: S-adenosyl-L-methionine-dependent methyltransferase
Exons: 2
Coding region: 60-893 (277 amino acids)
Molecular function (GO): methyltransferase activity
Source: RefSeq, a predicted model, not a curated record
UGUAAAAAUCCUGAAACAGGAAACCUUCAGUCAAACUUCAAUUGCCAGACGCAGAAAGGAUGUACCAAGCAACUCCAAAACAGAGUGCUCCAGAGCCCGGCCCUCAAGCAAUUCACCACGAGUGGCGCACCGCCGAGAACAGUGCCACCUAUGUACAAUCUAAACUCCGGUCUAUGAAAGAACUCAAACCUAACCUAACUUUAUUGGACGUAGGAGCCGGCUCAGGAACCAUCUCAAUCACAUUCGCGAAAGCUAUUCCAAAGGGUCUAGUUACGGCCAUAGACCUGAAUCCAGAUAUCCUUACAAGAGCAGCCACAGUCGCCGACUCAGAAGGAGUUACGAACAUCAAGUUUCAGCAAGCAGAUGCGUACAAGCUGCCCUUCGCCGACGAGACGUUUGAUAUCACGCACUGCCACCAAGUUCUUUGCCAUUUGAAGGCGCCGUGGGGUGUAUUGCGCGAGAUGCUGCGCGUGACGAAGCCUGGCGGAAUUUUGGCUGCUAGGGAAGGUGAUCUUGAGACUGAAUGCGUCUGGCCCGAGCUCCCUGGACUAUUGAGAUUCCAUAGACUGGCUGUGGAUAUCAUCAAGAUAGGUGGCGGAAGCACGAAUGCAGGCCGGCAAUUAUUGUCGUGGGCUCUCAAGGCUGGAGCGAAGAGGGAGCAAGCCACGGCUACUUUUGGGACUUGGUGUUACAGUGAGCGAGCUGAUAAAGAUGCUUGGGCGCAAGGGAUAAUCAAAAUGGUUGGAGCUGGAAGAGUACAUGACCUUGCGCUCAAAAUGGGGUUGGCUACUGAGGAUGAAUUGGUGGGAAUGGGCAAAGCUUGGCAGGAGUGGCAGGAGACAGACGAUGCAACUUUGGGAAUGUUACAUGGGGAGAUAUUGAUCCAGAAGUAGUCGCAACGACAGAACGUAUAGUGUUCAUGAACAGCCAUUGAUAAUUUGCUAUUCUAGAAAUAGCGACGAACAAACAGUAGUCACGCCGUCGCUUAAGCCCCUUUUCCCAAACACG